Nicotiana tabacum (common tobacco) is the source of this 2068-nucleotide messenger RNA. RefSeq names its product NAC domain-containing protein 54-like. Gene Ontology annotation, molecular function: DNA binding. Gene Ontology annotation, biological process: regulation of DNA-templated transcription. The record is from RefSeq and is a predicted model, not a curated record. Lineage: Eukaryota; Viridiplantae; Streptophyta; Magnoliopsida; Solanales; Solanaceae.
UGCCUGAGUUGUGAGCUUGAGAACAAAUAUUGUUAAAGCUUUCAUAUUUGAUGUGAAAAAACAAUUUUAAAGUUAAAAGUAGCUAAAGAGGUUGGAACCCUUGUUAUUUGCUUUUUGGAAUUCUUCUACAUCUUUUUGUCCUCUUAUCAUAAAACCCCAUAACUUCUCAUCCUUCUCUAUUGUUCCACCUUCAGAAGUCCUGAGCCUUCUCUCUCUCGGAUCUUCUCUCAGUGCUGUCGUGGCUGGUCAUCCUUUGUUUUUUUUUUCCCUCCUUUUCUGGGUGAAAGAUUAGUCAAGUGAUCAAUUUUCGAGUUAUAUAUCAAGUUGAAGAGAAGUUGAAAAGGAAAUGGUUUCAUUGCCUCCUGGUUUCAGGUUUCAUCCCACAGACGAAGAACUUGUUGCUUACUAUUUGAAAAGAAAGAUCAAUGGUCGUAAAAUAGAACUUGAGAUCAUUCCUGAAGUUGAUCUUUACAAAUGUGAGCCUUGGGAUCUACCGGGGAAGUCACUAUUGCCUAGUAAAGAUCUUGAAUGGUAUUUCUUCAGUCCCUGUAAUCGUAAAUAUCCGAAUGGAUCGAGGACUAACCGGGCAACGAAAGCCGGAUACUGGAAAGCUACCGGAAAAGAUCGGAAAGUGAAUUCUGAGAUGAGAGCUGUAGGAAUGAAGAAAACAUUAGUAUAUUACAGAGGAAGAGCACCUCACGGAGCUAGAACUCAUUGGGUUAUGCAUGAAUAUCGUUUGGACGAAAGAGAAUGUGAAGUUGCUAAUGGUUUGCAGGAUGGUUAUGCACUUUGCCGUAUAUUCAAGAAGAGUUUGAAUGCACCAAAAGUGGUAGAUCUUUAUUAUGAUGAUAAUAUGGAGAGCUCUGAUUAUAGAAGACCAACCCAAGGCUCUCCAUUUCAUGUUGCUGCAGCUGGUCCAAGUGAUGAUAACAAAUGGAGUCAAUGUUUGUCAUCAGAUGAAGCUUUUAGUUUCAACAGUACUACUCCAUCAAUUCCAAAUUAUGGAACAUUAACAUAUGCACCACCCAAGGUAAAUAUAGCAUUACCACCAUUGGAGGUUCAUGAUUUCCCACAAUCUGGCUAUGUUAAUUAUUCCACAAUAUUGCCUGAAUCAAGUUAUAAUAUCAAUCAAAAUACAAAUCAAACAGAUAUUGUCCAACAAAUCCUCUCAGUUACUCAAGCUUCACAAGAUCAUAUAAAUGAAGAUUCAUUUGGUGGAAAUUAUACUCCAGCAGCUGAUGAUUUUUCAUUUCUUCCUCAUAAUGAUAACCAAAUUCAUGACUUGGGUUCGUUCAAUUUUGAUGAAGAUUUUAAAUCUGAUAGAAUUGUAGAAAAUUUGAGAUGGAUAGGAAUGUCGGACAUGGAUCUUGAGAAGGCAUUUCUUGAGGACUACAAGACGGUUCCAAUAGAUAAUGUUUCAGGUGUCUUGAAAGAAGAAUACGAGCUUGAAGGAGACACAAGUGGUCACAACAGCAGCUUCAAUGAAUUCAUAAAAAAAACAGAAGACUUUUCAUCAGAAUUUGGCAAUGACUUUGAAGUUUAUGAGAAGAUUGAAGUCAACCAUAGGAUGUUUAUAGCUACUCAGCAAGCAGCCAAGACGUUCUAUUAUCAAGUUGUUCCUUCUACAACUGUCACAGUUCAUCGAAAUCUUGUUAAAUCUGACUUAGUAAAAAUACCUCAAAAUACACCUUUUUUUGAUUGUUUUUUGAGGAAAAAGCUAUUGAUCACUAGGCCUUGGUUAAGAGCAGUAAGCACAUUGGUUGGUGUGAUUGCACUUUUACAUGCUUUUUGGAUAUAUUUCAGCUUAUGUUUGGAAAAUGAAGGAUCUAUAGAAGAAAAUAUGGAACGGAAUGAGAAGAAGAAGAAAGGUCAAGAUUGUCAAUGGAGUUGCAAAGAAAAGAAAUGGCCUUAUUUCACCCUUGUAUUAGCUUUUUCUACCAUUUGGUUGCACUUCCUUAAUUCCUAUUAACUCUUUGCUUUUUUAAAAAAAAACUUUUUUUCCUUUUUUUUAAAUUUUUUUUUUAAAGAUUUUCUUGUAUUGCUAACCACAUUUGUUCUUAGGAAGCCC